GACCGAACGGGCUCGCUACAUCACAUAAAAAUUUUUUUAUUAAAGGCGGAGACUGAAUACAUAUAAUAUUUAAUGAACCUUGGUCCCGGUUCAAGCCUGCACAGCUGAAAACAACUCUUUUGGUGCUCUUCCUUGGAUACACCUGAAAAAUGGAGCUCACACAUGCUCAUACACCCAACAGCACUUACCGCUUUGGCCACUGGGGGCAGUGUUUUGAAUUUCGGAGGAGUGUACAGACAAGGACGGAAUAUGAGCUCUUUUAGAUGGCACAGAAGUGACUUUGGCUGCCUUAUGCAGGCCCUGUAAGGUGAGAGACAGACGUAUCGGUUGACGAGAGAGAGAGAGAGAGCGAGAGAGAGAGAGAGAGAGAGAGAUACCCCUUGGCAGCCUGGCCAUACCCCCCACUCUCCUGUUUCCCAUGUAUCCAGAAUCGACCACAGACUCACCUGCCCGCCUCUCUCUCAGACAGACAGGCUCCCCAGGCAUGGUCUACAGUGCGAGAUAUGGGAGUCCAAAACGGCAGCUGCAGUUUUACAGAAACCUCGGAAAGUCGGGCCUGAGAGUCUCAUGUCUUGGAUUAGGAACAUGGGUGACGUUUGGAGGGCAGAUCACAGAUGAGAUGGCAGAGCAGCUGAUGACUCUGGCAUAUGAAAAUGGGAUCAAUCUGUUUGACACGGCAGAAGUCUACGCUGCAGGAAAGGCAGAAAUGGUGCUGGGCAACAUCAUAAAGAAGAAAGGAUGGAGACGCUCCAGUUUAGUCAUUACAACAAAAAUAUUUUGGGGUGGAAAAGCAGAGACAGAGAGAGGACUGUCUAGAAAGCACAUUAUAGAAGGUUUAAAGGCAUCGUUGGAGAGAUUGCAGUUAGAAUAUGUGGAUGUAGUGUUUGCAAACAGACCAGACCCCAACACACCCAUGGAAGAGACGGUGCGGGCGAUGACUCAUGUGAUCAAUCAGGGAAUGGCAAUGUACUGGGGCACAUCACGCUGGAGUCCGAUGGAAAUCAUGGAAGCGUAUUCUGUGGCCCGGCAGUUUAAUCAGAUCCCACCAAUCUGCGAACAGUCGGAAUAUCACAUGUUUCAGAGGGAGAAAGUGGAGGUACAGCUUCCUGAGCUCUUCCAUAAGAUCGGUGUGGGUGCGAUGACGUGGUCCCCGCUGGCUUGCGGGAUAAUCUCAGGAAAAUAUGACAGCGGGGUGCCGCCGUACUCUCGAGCAUCUCUGAAGGGCUACCAGUGGUUGAAGGACAAGAUCUUGAGCGAGGAGGGCCGACGCCAGCAGGCGAAGCUGAAAGAGCUGCAGGCAAUCGCUGAGCGGCUGGGCUGCACGCUGCCACAGCUAGCCAUUGCGUGGUGCCUGAGAAAUGAGGGUGUAAGCUCUGUGCUCUUAGGAGCCUCCAACACCGACCAGCUCAUGGAGAAUAUAGGAGCAAUACAGGUUCUUCCAAAGUUAUCCUCCUCCAUCGUACACGAGGUGGACAGUAUCCUGGGCAACAAACCCUACAGUAAAAAGGACUACCGCUCCUAGUGUGGAACCAGACGGGACGCGCUCUGCACCCACCUUUGCCUGAUCCUCUGUUCGCUACAGCUUUUCUGAAUGAGUACCAGCCGCAUGAGAUGGGCAAGCAACCACAAACCCUGGAGAGCAAGACUUUUACAACAGAAAGGGCAAGAAAAACUUGAAAAAUUAAACAAAACAGAAAAAAGUUAUUCACUGACAAAAGGGGUUGAAAUGCAGCAUAGAAAGCAAUGUAUUGAAAAUAUGUGCUUACGGAUUCAACCCUACAGGAAAGGUACUUUAAAAUGAGAACAUUAGGGUAAUUAAGGACAAAAUUAAGCAACAUACUUCAAAAAAAGAAAAAGUAAAAAAAAAAACAUGCUUGCUUGGUUGCUGGAAAUAUUCAUUUUUUUCUCUUUGCUUUUUUCUUUUAAUUUUUUAUAUUAAAUGCAUAAUGACACAAAUGGAGCUCAAGCUGAAACAGGUAAUGAAGUAUAUGAUCAGUUGCACAUGAUCCAUAGCCACUCGUGUGAUCCAUUUGGGUUUGCACACGUCACUCACGUCAUCGAGGUGUCUCGGCCCAGAACUUUUCACUGUGUCGUCUACGUUACGUAUGCACACGCACCCCCCCCCUUUUGCAGGCAAAGCAAUAAGCACUUUAAGAGGGAACAUCAGAGGGAGUGGCUAUGUGAAAACUGAUUUAAACGCAGCUCCUUUCUAGUGUCAAGAGGGGAAAAAAGAAAAUUGUCGUUUUUCCUCAUUCUCCACCGGACAUUGCAUCAUCUUCAUGUCCGUUCCUUGAUGUUUAUUCUUAAAACACAGCCCUGGCUUCUCAUCUGUCAUUGCUUUGCUGACAGGGCUGUGAAAGACAUUCUGAUGUCAACUCCAUCAGAUGUUGUGGUCUUAGAGAGCAGCUGUCUAUUUGGUUGCUGAAGAUCUGUGGAAAUUGAUGGUAAUGAGCCAGAGGAAGGAUCUGCUCCCAGCACACACGUUUAGUAUUUCAUAUAGUGAUAUUAAAAUUAUUCACUCUAAUGUAAUAGAUUUAAAUGUUGAUUGAAUGACCUGAAUUAAUAAUGGGAUAAGCGCUUCUGUUGGCAACGAUAAAUAAGAAAUUAUAUUUUGCAUAAAGAAAAUUAAGCUUAUCUUUAAGAUCAUUGAAAUGUUUGGCAAUAUUUUCAUGACAGUUAAGAACAUUUAGUCUCCAAAUUCUCAUUAUUGGAAUGCAAAAUAAAUCUCAUCCUCAUUACCGUGAUACGAAAAAAUGUAUUAUUUAAAUGGUAUUAUUGGAAUGCGAAAAAAUCUCAUCCUCGUAAUACGUAAACAUAUAUUAUUUAAAUGGUAUAGAACAAUUAUAAUUAUAUAUAAUAGAAGUAUUGUUGGAUUGAAUUGAAUUUGAUUAUUUUAUUUUAAAAACAAAAUGUGUCUGGACAGGAUAUACUGUAUUACUGUAAUGCGAAUGAGAUUGUUUUGCAUUACAGUAAUGACUGUGAGAAAAUGUGCUCAAUUUUCAUGAAAGAAAAAAACAUUUAAAUGGUCUUAAAAACAGGCUUAAUUUUCUUAUAUACAGUGUGUAUAUAUAUAUAUGCAUACAUACAGUACUGUAUAAAAGUUUUUGGCACUUUUUUGGCACAAAAUUUUGCAUAUUGAGGAUGUUUUCAAAAAUAAUGCCAUAAAUUGUUUUCAUUUAUCAAUUAACAUCAUACAAAGUCCAGUAAACGUAAAAACUAAAUCAAUAUUUGGUGUGACCACCUUUGCAUUUUAAACAGCACCAAUUCUCCUAGAUACACCUGGACACAGUUUUUCUUGGUUGUUGGCAGAUAGGAUGUUCCAAGCUUCUUGGAGAAUUCACCACAGUUCUUCUAUCUAUUUCGGCCGUCUCAGUUGCUUCUGUCUCUUUAUGUAAUCUCAGACAGACACGAUGUUCAGUGGGGGGAUCUGUGGAGGGUCAUGACAUCUGUUGCAGGGCUCCCUGUUCUUCUAUUCUAAUCUAUUUGUAAAAGUAAUGUUUGGGAGUCUAACAUUUACAUUUCCUAUUGACACACUAAAACUGAAGAUAUAAAUAACCAUCUUAAGACAAAUGCUAUUGUGAAACAUUUUAUGUGCCUAAGACUUUUGCACA
Molecule: messenger RNA, 3611 nt
Organism: Myxocyprinus asiaticus (Chinese sucker)
Lineage: Eukaryota; Metazoa; Chordata; Actinopteri; Cypriniformes; Catostomidae
Product: voltage-gated potassium channel subunit beta-2
Exons: 18
Coding region: 419-1522 (367 amino acids)
Biological process (GO): regulation of action potential; regulation of potassium ion transmembrane transport; potassium ion transport
Cellular component (GO): membrane; voltage-gated potassium channel complex; juxtaparanode region of axon
Molecular function (GO): potassium channel regulator activity; transmembrane transporter binding; voltage-gated potassium channel activity
Source: RefSeq, a predicted model, not a curated record